AGCCAAGACUCGUUGGAACGUGCCCGCAACAAGGCAAGAAUCAAGAUCAACAUAUCAAUGGGUGUGGCUACACUGCUUGGAUGCUUGCUCAUGAUCUGGUCGGGAAAGAAGGCACAAAGAGAAGGGCAGUCAGUCGUGAAGAUGAACGAGGAAUGGCACAAGAAAAUGAGGGAAGAAGCCAAUAAGGCUAAGGCUAAUGCGGAAGGGGAUAAAGCAUCUUAGAAAUGUGUUAGGGUUGGUGAGAGUUGUUGACCAUUAGUGAUAUGAAUUAUUGUAUUUGUAGAGGGAGAAUGUUGGUGAUAUGUAAAUUGGUAGAUUAUAUAUAAUACUCCUAUUUUGUACACCCUGGUUUCAGUAGCAAAAUAAAGUAACCAAGGUAAACUGUAUUUUUAAAAGGUAUUCUAAAUAUCAAGAAUAUUAAUUUUCAAUACACGUGUAUAUAUAUGCAGUAUUAUCCUGUGGCAUGUAUUUUAUGUACUACACAAUUCCUACUUUUUUAUAAUGGAAUGCAAAUGAAGUAAUAUACCUUCAGCAAUAUUUUGUUCUGGCAUGCCCCUUAAAUUAUUAUUGUUUUGAUUAUCUAUUUAUUAUUAUUAUUUUUUUUAAUUGUUAUCAAUUUAUAUGUAAGGAAUCAUUUGUAACACAUUGAUUAUUGAAAGGUGUCAAUGAAAAUGUAAAGCAUUGAGA
Messenger RNA from Penaeus vannamei (Pacific white shrimp), 687 nucleotides. The record is from RefSeq and is a predicted model, not a curated record. NCBI's taxonomy places the organism in Eukaryota, Metazoa, Arthropoda, Malacostraca, Decapoda, Penaeidae.